GGGAUUACUUUAUUGUGGCAGCAGCUCCGACCACACAGGAAGAAGACCAGAUGAUCUCCUGGUGAAUCUGCUUCCAGCUUCAUUGGACGAGCUCCUCCAGUUUUCUGCUGCAUCUGGAAGAAAACAAACAUCUGCUCAUUUACCAGCUUCAUCUCAGCUCUGACGGACGGUAUGGAAGGUGUCCCUCUGAAGACGCCUCAGGCUGCUGUCCUACAGGAAGUGGAAGAUGACAUCAGUGUUACCGUGCCUGAUUACCUGAACAUGCUGCGGAAGACAGAGUAUGAAUUCAGCCUGGAGAACUGGGUGCUAACUGGGCUACAGAAUGGUUUCAGCAACCAGCACCGGCCUCAGCCCCCUUCAUCUUCAUUGGGACUUUUGCCUUCUUGUCCACCAUACUGGAUGAUGUUCAGCAGUCCACAGCAGAGCCGCUUGGCCAGCCGCCACAGCUCUGACUUCUGGGAGCCCAACCCUCGCCAGCGCUCCCACAGCCUCAACCCUGCUGUCCUGCGCACCAAGUUCACCAUCCCAGACUCUGAUGAUGAAGGAGAGCAUCCUGCGCAGGAGGCCAAGCCAAGUGCGCCGGUGACAGCCAGUAUGGGGGAAGCACGAUCCAGUUCUCAGCGGAAGCCACAGAAAGCCUUUGUUCCUGACCUGCUCAACCCUCCAUCCUGUCUGAGCAGCCUGCCACAUCAGCGCAGGAAGAACCUGCGUCAGUGUUCGCUCUCAGGGAUGGACACGUCCACACAGUCCAACACAGAGGGACGGUCCCAGAGCCCAUCCUCCCACAGAGCCCCCAACAUCAGAGCCAACACGGUGGACACCACCAUGACCGACCGAUACGCAGCACAUGCAAUGCAUCACAGACCAGACCCUUGUGGAAAUCCCCCCACUCCCCAACGCCCCCGUGGUCUUUCCUCUACUUUGGACUCAUCAACAGAACUCCUGUCAGCGCUAAGCCCAGAGGAGAGGGACCUGCUUGGGGCCAUCACGGCUCGUGGCUACCCGCUCCGUACUGCCAUCAUCGCCUUGCAGAGGAUGGGCCAGCAGACCCCGGAUCAGGUCUUGAGUUACUUGGUGGCUUGUGAACACCUGUGCCAGCUGGGUCAUGACAUGGCUCAGGUGGAAGAAGCUCUGGAGAUGUUUCAGAACUGUGAAACGAAGGCGGAGGAGUUCCUUCACCUGCUGACUCAGUUCCACGAGAUGGGCUUCCAGAAGAACGCCAUCAAAGAGGUGCUUCUGGUGCACGAAAACCACCGCGAGCGUGCGCUGGAGGAGCUGAUGAUGCGCGUGGCCUGAGGCCGAACCGCCGCUGAUGUUGGCUGUAUGUCACGCUGCGGCUGGCAGGACAGAUCAGUGCUCUGUUCAUGGAUGUUUUAUUCAUUUGUCUAAUAAAAGUCUUUAUUACA
Melanotaenia boesemani (Boeseman's rainbowfish) is the source of this 1406-nucleotide messenger RNA. It is a transcript of the gene ubap1lb, whose product is annotated as ubiquitin associated protein 1-like b. The record is from RefSeq and is a predicted model, not a curated record. Gene Ontology annotation, biological process: ubiquitin-dependent protein catabolic process via the multivesicular body sorting pathway. NCBI's taxonomy places the organism in Eukaryota, Metazoa, Chordata, Actinopteri, Atheriniformes, Melanotaeniidae. Gene Ontology annotation, molecular function: ubiquitin binding. Gene Ontology annotation, cellular component: ESCRT I complex. Bases 172 to 1296 code for a protein of 374 amino acids. The transcript is spliced from 7 exons.